UAAACGCCUGAGUUCAUUGAAGUCAGCUUUCCUAAAGUCUGGGGCGUGUUACACACUUCUUACGUUCAUGACUGUGGUGGCUGGGUACCAAAACUACAAUACAGAGGGAGUGGAGAAUGGACUGUAAUGAUUUUGCUUUUCAGAACAUCGAAAUCUGCAGCGCUGCAAAUUCUGACGCUUUGAGUCAAACUGGCCUGAGUCACCCCAGCAGAAGACUUGAUGUGGACAGCGUGUAUGAUCCUGAAUGCGAGGAGGACGGCACCUUUAAAUCCAUGCAGUGCGACGAAGACUCUAAUUUAUGUUGGUGUGUGGACAGCGCUGGAGCCAGGGUCACAGAUAAAACUGGGGAGGAUCCUAAAUGUGACCACCUAGUUUGGGUGCAUUUAAUCCAAAUAGACUUCAGCUUCAAGGCUGCCUUUAUAUUUCUCAAAGGGAAAGAAGAGGCACUUUGCAGGUUUGUUACCAACAGGACACUAGCUGCUCAGCUGGCUCUACGCUUUGCAGUGAGGGCAUGUGUGAUCUUAAACAUAACAGUACAAGAAUUCACUCGAGAGAUCUCUCUAAAAAUCAGCAGAAACAGUACAAAGGAGACAGUUGAUAUUGCUACAGUGGCCUAUUACACAGAGCAGGAGCUGAAGAACAAGUUUUCUCUGAGUCUGGAUGACAGGAAUCUUGAGAUAGACAAAGACUCAAUUCGUGUUUUGUUCUUUGACAAUGAACCACCUUGUUUUAACAUGAAGACUAUUUAUUUCUCCUGGCUUUGCUGCCAUCAUCAUAGCACUGGCUAUUGUAACUGGGAUUGCAGUGCUUGUGAGUAAUUUUAAAAACUUAUGUUGAUUUCCAUUGUCAGGUACAUUUUCAAAGACUAUGCAUACAAAGAAAUUACUGCACAUUCCACUGCUGUGCUCUACUUGACCUUGACAUUUUUUGUGCAAUUCAUUUACUUUGUAUUUAGUGGAUAAUGCUGCUUUACACUUUAUCACUUAAUUUGUAACAAAAAUGGUAGAUUAACUAUAGUUUGUAUGGGCUUGGGGCAAAAGGUGCUAGAUCAAAUAGGUUGUCACUUUUUUAUCCAGCAGUUAAUCUGUGUUCGGUUUUUAUCAGUGCUGUAAUUUUGUAAUUUAUGUGGUCCCAAGUGAUGUUACUCCAAUUAGUUUUUAAUGGCUGAGCUGGUUAUUUUUUUUUUUUCCUUUUAACCUGUAGCUGAUUACUGGCAUGCUGUCUUAUGUCUUAAAAUAUGUCAUAUUUGUUUACUGUAGUAAACUUUUGAACACAUCAUGAAAAGAUCAAUGAUGAAUAAAUGCUUGUAAAUUAUUAGAUGGAUCUUGCAUUCCUGAACAAUUAGUGAGCAAAUUCCCAGGAUAACUAUGAUGUACAUCAGUGGUUAGGUUGACAAGAUUUUCAGUUUAAAGAUCUAUUUUUAUCAAAAUAUGAAUCAAUGUAGGGAGCAUAAACCAAACAUAGAAUUAAAGAGUCCUUAGAUAUCCAUUUCCUUUUCUAGUAUGGGCUGUAUAUUACAGGGCUCCCAGUAGUUUUGGGAAGUAGAUUAUAGAACUAGAAUGUACUCUGGGGAUCCUGAAUUACACAACUAUCUGGAUAUGUAAAGUCAUCGCACUUUUUAUGCAGAUUGUGGUCAGAAGACGAGCAGAACAAGAACAUCUCUAAUUUGAAGUAGUAGGGGUGAGAUUCUUUACUUUGUGUUAAAGUGGCAAUACAAUAAAGUAAUUUAAGUAGCUCUCUUUUUUUUUUUUAAUUCUUGUAGGGGCAGGAAAUGGGAGUCUACCAGCUCAUUCAAAGGGACAGAUUAUGCUAUUAUUACUGAAGUGUUAUCCCUAAGGACAUGGCUUGUAGUUUAAGUAAAUGUUAUUGCUCAGGAAAUUACAGAAAGAGCUUGAAUUUCUCUGUGCAUCGUUAAACCUUGCAUGAGCACACAAGGUUCUCCACUACUAGCCUUUAGAGAAGAGGUUCAGCCUUUGUGCCUUUCAGCUCUCUGCUACAGUGGAAGGUUCAACACACAGUGUAGAGCUUUAGAAAAUUUAUACAAAUCUGGACACUUACAAUAUAUUCUUUGUUCUGUUCUGUAAGAUAAAUUAGUGGCUCUGUUAGACUAUAUACACAAGGCUCUGCCUCCUACCAGCCUCAUAAACCUUAUUAGAGCUAGCAAACUGAAAACAUUGUAUAGAUCUGGGAAAACUAGCAAUGGCAUAGUCUUACAGAAAAGUUAGGAAAAGACAGGCUGCAUGUCACCUUUAUGUAAGUACUAGCCAAUUGCCCGUCAAGAAUGACAGGGGGGAGGGGGCUGGGCUGGAGUGCCACCUAUUAUGCCCUAUGCUGCUGCUGUUCUGCCUCUUGCAGGGAGCAGGGUGGGGGAGGCGAGGUCAGAGCUGCUGGCCCCAGCUCCCCACCCUCUGUCCAGUCUUUGGCAUCAUGGCACUGUUCCCCCACACUUGAAGCACUCUGAUUGGCUGUUUGUCAGCCAAUCAGAGCAUGAAUAAAGCAUUACAGACAGACUUAGGUUUUUAUAAUAUUAGAAUCAGUGAAUGAACACCAGCUUUUAAACUCAUCUAUACUCAAGCACUUUGAACAGGUAGGCUCAGUAUUUGUUGCAUUUAUUUUUAUGUAUGGGACCAAUUUAAAAAUGCUGUUUGAACUGCUAUGGCUUCAUUUUUGUCCUGUUACAAGGUCUCCUUUACAUCUUAUUUAAAAAACAAACAAACAAACAAAAAACAAAACUUAAGAUUGAACUCUAUUAAUUCCUAACCAUUUUAAAAGCCAUUUGUACUAAUACUGUAAUAUUGUGUAGAAAAAAUAAAGAGUAAAGACACAGCUGUUAA
Messenger RNA from Alligator sinensis (Chinese alligator), 2834 nucleotides. RefSeq names its product epithelial cell adhesion molecule-like. Lineage: Eukaryota; Metazoa; Chordata; Crocodylia; Alligatoridae. The transcript has 5 exons. The record is from RefSeq and is a predicted model, not a curated record. Bases 117 to 818 code for a protein of 233 amino acids.